Messenger RNA from Catharus ustulatus (Swainson's thrush), 1564 nucleotides. It is a transcript of the gene CFAP410, whose product is annotated as cilia and flagella associated protein 410. Gene Ontology annotation, biological process: cytoskeleton organization. NCBI's taxonomy places the organism in Eukaryota, Metazoa, Chordata, Aves, Passeriformes, Turdidae. Gene Ontology annotation, molecular function: protein binding. The transcript has 7 exons. Bases 15 to 758 code for a protein of 247 amino acids. The record is from RefSeq and is a predicted model, not a curated record.
CCGGCCCGGCCGGCAUGAGGCUGAGCCGGGCGGCCGUGCUGGCACAGGCCAAGGCGGCCGCGCUCGACGGCGUCCGCCGCCUCAACUGCUGGGGCAGCCACCUGACGGAUAUAUCCAUAUGCCGGGAUUUGCCCAACAUCGAGGUGAUCACGUUCAGCGUGAACGGCAUCUCGGACCUCGAGCCGCUGCACCAGUGCCAGAACCUGAGCGAGCUGUACCUGAGGAAGAACAACAUCACGAGCCUGGAUGAGCUGUUCUACCUGAAGACGCUGCCGCGGCUGCGGGUGCUGUGGCUGGCAGAGAACCCCUGCUGCGGGCCCGACCCCCACCGCUACCGCAUGACCGUGCUGCGCAACCUGCCCAGCCUGCAGAAGCUCGACAACCAGGCUGUGACAGAGGAGGAGCUGUCGCAGGCGCUGGUGGAUGGCGUGGAGAUCACAGCCCCGCCGGCCCGCAGGAGUGUGGAGAACGGCUGGUCCGAGUCCACCGCGUCCAGCGCCGCCGGAUCCACCACGGAGCUGCUCAGCUGCAGCCUGGACGAGACAAACAAAACUCAGGAGGAGCUUGAUAUGAAGCCUGUUUCCAGGGAUAAAUAUUCAUCCUUUUCCACUCAAGAGUCAGAUUGCAGCUGCAAGAAGAGAAACAAUGUCCUGAAUGCCAUCCUGCUUCUCAUGAAGGAACUGGACGCAGAGGGGCUGGAGAUCAUCCAGCAGACGGUGGCCAGGAGGCUCCAGAAGAAGGAGCUGCAGGAAGAGUGACAACGCCCAUCCCCUUUCCAAGCUCCCUGCAGCCCCAGCCCCGCGGCGCUGUCCUGCCCACACAUCCCUGGCUGCAGCCAAAGCCUCGGUGCUCCCAGCUCUGCUUCCCAUGCCAGGGCAUGGGAUGGGAUGCUCCUUUUCCAGAGAUUUCCUGCCUGUGCAGCAGGCUCUGACACUGUGUCCUGUGUGGCUGGGGCUCUUGGUGGGAGCUGCAGGCAAGUCAGCAAAGCAGAAAGGAAGAAGGCUGCAGCCAGAGGUGCUGUGAUCCGAGGGGGAGCAGAGCCUGCUGCUGGCUGGAAAGGUCUCUGCCCCUCAGCCAGCCUGGGGGUACACAGCACCUCUGAGGGCAGCUUGUAGCACAGAGAUUUGGUUUGGUGAAGUCUGACAGGGAGAUACUGCCUGAGAUGGUCACUGGCUGGUGCAGGUGGUGAAGGUCAAUGUCCUGUUAUUAAUUUAUUUUCCAGCCCUGGCUGACUUCCUCAGGUCCUUCCUGGUGCAUGCUACGCCUGCUGUGGUGGUCAGGCAGCCAAAGGAAAGCUCAGAGCAGCCUAGGUGAACCAGGAACGACUCCCACAUCCUGAAUGCUCAGCUGUCCUGUUCUCUCACCCCAACAUUCCCUGCAGGCAUUAGAGCAGCUUAAGGAAACAUUCCAGUUAAAAGGCCCUGAGCAUUCUGCCUGCUUUGCACAGGCAUCAGGGGUGGGUGUUGCUCUUUAACUGAUAAAACUGCAUUUUCCAAGUUUCAUAGAGCUGUUAAGUACAAACUAAACUGUUGUGACAUACCAAAUAAACCCAAUUAUCCCUCAA